AUGGCGUCACAGGGCAGCGGCACAAUGAUAAGCUGCCAGAACCGGAUCAUCCAAAACCGAAUCAUCCAGCUGAUCCAGCAGAAGGCAGCUGGUAUUGAACCAAAGGUGUUAGGGCCGCAGGUGGUGGAGGAAGUGGCGGCGGCGUUUCGAGGGAUUGCCACCGCGUCAGAGCCAAGUACUCAAGAAACACACGAAAAACACGACGCCCCCCAAACCGCCCCCGCCAACCCCCAACCCGCACCCCCCGGUGGCCGUUAUCACGUGGCUCUGGAUAUCGACUUGCCGCUGCUGGCUCGCCUGAGCGCAGCACAGCAGGACAGCUGGUCUCGGAGCCUGGCGUCAUUGCGGCUGCUGAUGGUGGGCCACCCGCUCAGGCAGGUGUUUCGUGCCCUUGAGGCGGGUUCACUGGCGCCGGGUCCCCCCUUGGUGUGCUGCAAUACCCCUGGGCAGGUGUUCGUCAUCAAACCGGCCUCGGAGAGUGUUGCCUUGACCUUCCCGUUGAGGUUCAGUGGUCGACAAGACACGGCCAUAGGGGUGGCGUUUCUGCAGGAGUUUGUGGAGGCUCGUCGAGGCCCCUCCCUGGGGCGAGCCCCCACCUGCAGCUAUCAGCUGAAGGAGCCCCCGGGGGAGCUGGCAGGUUUGGAUCUGUCUGGCAUGGGGGUCGGGGGCCCCGGCGGCGGCGGUUGCAACGGCGGCUACCUAACCCUCACGCUGACGCGGCGCCACGUGUCUGGUCCCCAGAUGGAGGCGGUGGUUUGGAUCCUGGCCACGUUGCCCCACUUCGUGUCGUCGCACGUCAAGGCGACCAAGGCCAUGUUGCGCUCCCGGAUGCGACGUCGUGUGAUGUCGAUGAUCGAGUUGCUUGGGGCCGGAGGGGGCGGUGCGGGGCCGGCCGCCGGGCUGGUGACGUAA
Volvox carteri f. nagariensis is the source of this 912-nucleotide messenger RNA. It is a transcript of the gene arpC2, whose product is annotated as actin-related protein ArpC2. NCBI's taxonomy places the organism in Eukaryota, Viridiplantae, Chlorophyta, Chlorophyceae, Chlamydomonadales, Volvocaceae. The transcript has 7 exons. Gene Ontology annotation, cellular component: actin cytoskeleton; Arp2/3 protein complex. The coding region runs from base 1 to 912 and encodes 303 amino acids. Gene Ontology annotation, biological process: actin filament polymerization; Arp2/3 complex-mediated actin nucleation. The record is from RefSeq and is a predicted model, not a curated record. Gene Ontology annotation, molecular function: actin filament binding; structural constituent of cytoskeleton.